Cydia pomonella (codling moth) is the source of this 408-nucleotide messenger RNA. RefSeq lists its product as uncharacterized. The transcript is spliced from 2 exons. Lineage: Eukaryota; Metazoa; Arthropoda; Insecta; Lepidoptera; Tortricidae. Bases 1 to 408 code for a protein of 135 amino acids. The record is from RefSeq and is a predicted model, not a curated record.
AUGUAUAUGGACGGGCUGAUUGAGGAUCUCAGUGGCGCCAAGGUUGGUUGUAACAUUGGCGGUACCUGCCUCAACAACAUAAGUUACGCUGAUGAUAUGGUGCUGCUGGCUCCCUCAAUCAGAGCGCCCAGGAAGCUCCUAAAAAUAUGUGAGCAUUAUGCGGAGAGACAUGGGCUCAGGUAUAACACUACAAAAAGUGAACUACUCAUCUUCAGGGCUGGCAACAAGAAACUAGAAGAAGUUCCUAGGGUAGAGCUAAAUGGUGCCGCCCUGAGGAGAGUAGAGCGGUUUAAGUACCUGGGUCAAUGGCUCACCGAAAGCCUUAAUGACGAUCCUGAUUUAGAACGAGAGCGCAGGGCGUUGACGAGUAGACUGCCCACUGAUGAGGCGUUGGAACCAACUGCAUGA